Diaporthe amygdali is the source of this 2508-nucleotide messenger RNA. RefSeq names its product endoribonuclease ysh1. The transcript has 4 exons. Gene Ontology annotation, biological process: mRNA 3'-end processing by stem-loop binding and cleavage. Lineage: Eukaryota; Fungi; Ascomycota; Sordariomycetes; Diaporthales; Diaporthaceae. Gene Ontology annotation, molecular function: RNA endonuclease activity; 5'-3' exonuclease activity; RNA binding. Gene Ontology annotation, cellular component: mRNA cleavage and polyadenylation specificity factor complex. The record is from RefSeq and is a predicted model, not a curated record. Bases 1 to 2508 code for a protein of 835 amino acids.
AUGGCGUCCAAACGCAAGGCCUCGGCAAUGGCCAAUGCAGUCAGCGAGGAGCCUGUCGACCCAGCCGAUGAGCUGAAGUUUCUCUGCCUUGGCGGCGGUAAUGAAGUUGGUCGGUCCUGCCAUAUCAUACAAUACAAGGGCAAGACUGUCAUGCUUGACGCAGGUCAGCACCCCGCGUAUGAUGGGCUGUCAGCGCUCCCAUUCUUUGAUAUUUUCGAUCUCAGCACUAUCGAUGUACUACUCAUCAGCCAUUUUCACAUAGACCAUGCCGCCUCAUUGCCAUAUGUCCUGGCCAAGACCAACUUCAAGGGACGGGUUUUUAUGACACAUCCCACCAAAGCCAUUUACAGAUGGCUUAUCCAGGACAGCGUGCGCGUCGGUAACACCUCCAACGAAUCAUCGCAGCCUGUGUAUACAGAGCAGGACCAUGCCAGCACCUUUCCGAUGAUCGAGGCCAUCGACUAUUACACUACACACACUAUCUCUUCUAUCCGAAUCACACCUUACCCGGCAGGCCACGUUCUAGGCGCUGCCAUGUUCCUUAUUGAAAUCGCAGGGCUCAACAUCUUUUUCACUGGCGACUAUUCCCGAGAGCAUGACCGUCAUCUUGUCUCGGCAGAAGUUCCGCGGGGCGUUAAGAUUGAUGUCUUAAUUACCGAGUCCACAUACGGGGUGGCCUCACAUGUGCCGCGCAUCGAGAGGGAGCAAGCCUUGAUGAAGUCGAUCACCGGCAUUCUGAACCGCGGUGGGCGCGCCUUGCUGCCCGUGUUCGCACUUGGUCGGGCCCAAGAACUGCUCUUGAUCCUUGACGAGUACUGGGCCAAACACCCCGAGUAUCAGAAGAUACCGAUUUACUACGCAAGCAACCUGGCCCGGAAGUGCAUGGUGGUGUAUCAAACAUAUAUAGGAGCUAUGAAUGAUAACAUCAAGCGCCUCUUCCGGGAACGCAUGGCCGAGGCUGAGGUUACUGGGGACGGUGCGGGUAAAGGUGGUCCAUGGGAUUUCAAGUACAUCCGGUCUCUGAAGAGCCUUGACAGGUUCGAGGACGUUGGAAGCUGUAUCAUGCUCGCCAGCCCUGGUAUGCUUCAAAGCGGCGUGAGCAGAGAGCUCCUUGAGAGAUGGGCACCCAGCGACAAGAAUGGUGUCAUUAUUACCGGUUAUAGUGUUGAGGGCACCAUGGCCAGACAAAUAAUGCAGGAGCCCGAGCAGAUUCAGGCUGUCAUGACUAGGAAUGCGGCCAGUGCUCGCAGGGCCCCUGGCGGUGACGCAGAGAAGGUGAUGAUUCCUCGGAGAUGCAGUGUCCAGGAAUACUCCUUCGCGGCUCACGUCGACGGAAACGAGAACAGAGAGUUCAUCGAGGAGGUUGCCGCACCAGUGGUGAUUCUUGUGCAUGGAGAACAGCACAACAUGAUGCGGUUGAAAUCCAAGCUUCUCUCUCUCAACAGCAACAAAUCCGUCAAGGUCAAGGUCUACAGCCCAAAGAAUAUGGAUGUACUUCGUAUCCCGUUCAAGCAGGACAAGAUUGCAAAGGUUGUUGGCAAGCUCGCGUCAAUUCCUCCACCCACUCAUCUCCCAACCCCAGAGGAUGACACCCAGUUGGUCACUGGUGUCCUGGUCCAGAAUGACUUCAAGCUAUCAUUGAUGGCCCCAGAGGAUCUACGGGAGUAUGCAGGUCUCACCACAACGACCAUGACUUGCAAGGAGCGCAUCCGGCUCAGUGCCGCGGGCAUCGACCUCAUCAAGUGGGGCCUCGAGGGCACCUUUGGCAAGAUUGAGGAGCUACCAGAGAUGAAAAACGACCUGGAGAGCAGCAACGGCGUUUCUGCCAACGGCGAGAUCGAGCCCGCUGACGGGGAGACCAAGAAACUCGUCGCCGCCUACCGUGUGAUGGGUUGCGUGGUUGUUCGAUACCACAACAACGGCGAAGUUGAGCUUGAGUGGGAAGGCAACCUGCUAAACGAUGGCAUCGCCGACUCCGUCCUCAGCGUGCUGCUCUCAGUCGAGAGCAGCCCGGCAGCCGUCAAGCGGUCCGCUCAGAAGCACUCCCACUCGCACGACCACAGCCACACCGACCUCCCGCCGCGCAACCCACACGCGAGCCUCACGCCAGAGGAGCGCCUCGAGAGGCUAUUCAUGUUCCUGGAGGCCCAGUUCGGCGCAGACAAUGUCGCGCCCAUCGCGGAGCCAAAGCUCCCUCCCGUGCCCAAGGACAUUCCCAAGAAGAAGGAAAUCACCGACGGCGAGGGCGGAGACGCCUCCAUGGAGGACGCCCCAGAGGACGAGGGGCAGGAGGAGGAGAAGGAGCUCGAGGCGCGCAAGAGGGCGGAGCUGGAGCGGCUACACCGACUUGGCAUUCCCGUCCCCGGCGUGGCGAUCAAGGUCGACAAGAUGGCGGCCAAGGUCUGGCUGGAGGACUUGGAAGUCGAGUGUGGUCACAAAGCCUUCGCGGACCGCGUGCGCAGUGUGGUGGAUCGGGCUGUUGAGGUCACCGCGCCGCUGUGGGCCUAG